AUGCGCUCCGUUAUAAAAUUGAGGUUCUUGGUCGAAAGGUUGGUGAAGUAUAAUAGAGGAAGAUGGGCAAGCUCACACAGAGAGAACGUGGAGACGAAACGUUGUAGUCUAAUGGAGUGGUUGAAUCAAAUGGUGUCAGAGCCAUACUAUCUCUGUCAUUUCCUGGCUUUCUUCUCUUAUUUACCUGUUCGCACCUCUGCUUCUCUUGCCCUAUCUCCCCACAUCUCCCAUCUUCUGGUUUAUCGGGAGAUUCAAGGGAUUUUGGCAUUUUUGGUGUUGACGGCGAUCAAAGUAGUGAAGGAAGAAACAUGGGAGGCGUUUAUUGCUGAUACACUGUUUUUUGCAAAGAUUUUUCUUAUUGCCAUUUCCUUAUUUAUCGAUUACCACGUGGCUCUCUGGUACUCACUGGUGUUUUUUGUGAUAUAUACUUUAACCCAACAACCGGCCUUCAAAGAACUAGGUACAUCCAGUAAGUUAACACCACUACAGUUGGAAGCAUUGCUAACUGAAGGGAAUGUAGAAUUUCGUGCGUCUUUUUCAUCAACAUGUAUCCGUGCAAGUCGGUGCUUUCCUGAGCUCUCAAUUACGUACUCGAACAAGAAUUUAUCUUUUGGAAUAAUUGAUCUUGGACUUUUUCCAAAUGCUGCAGAAAAAUUUGGAAUAUCGCUUGCUGGGGACCUUGGCCAACUUCCUACAUAUAUUUUGUUCGAGAAUGCCACUGAGGUUACACGGUUUCCUGAUUUUUACUUCGAAGCAAAACCUUCUAACACUCCCAUAACCAAGGUAUUUCGUACAGACUAUCUAAAUUGAUGUGUUGGUUUUUAUAGUAGUUAGUUUUCACUCUUUCUUGUUGCAAUCAUAUCUUGUUUGUCUUUUUAACCUUAACUAGCAUAGAAAAAAGUUGCAAUCAUGUACUGGGAUUGGUUGAAACUCAUUGCUAAUACACCAGUAGGGCCUUGGUAGUUUUUAGUUAGAGUUGCGAGAUUUUUCAUUAAGUAUUAUUACUUUACUGUAAUAUAAGAAGAUUAAUUAUGCAUAGAAAAAGUAAAGAAAUUAUGU
Molecule: messenger RNA, 1059 nt
Organism: Carica papaya (papaya)
Lineage: Eukaryota; Viridiplantae; Streptophyta; Magnoliopsida; Brassicales; Caricaceae
Source: RefSeq, a predicted model, not a curated record